This is a messenger RNA of Xenopus tropicalis (tropical clawed frog), 2997 nucleotides long. RefSeq names its product wnt11 protein. NCBI's taxonomy places the organism in Eukaryota, Metazoa, Chordata, Amphibia, Anura, Pipidae. The record is from RefSeq and is marked provisional.
GAAAGGCACUGACUGCCUCCUGUGGCCACUGCCUGACUUCUGACUGCUACCUACUGCACUUUACAGGACAUUUCCUAUACAGAUCUCUACUACCAGCGCACUAGUCCAUCACAGAAAUCUUUUUUUACAAUCACGUCGAACAACUUUCACUGCAGAGAUCGCGAUUACCCUCUUGGAAAAAGGGAAAACCCUUCACAGGAAUCCCGCACAUCCAGAACCUUCACUCUUUUUAUUUUUUGCACCAGACCUUUUUAUCCCCCUGCACUAGCAAUGGCUCAGAUCCAUCACUGUGUCACCCUGCUACUCAUCUUGUGCUGCUCCGGGCUCUGUGGUGCCAUCCAGUGGCUUGGUCUCACUGUGAAUGGCAGCCGGGUGGCCUGGAAUGAGAGCGGACACUGUCGCUUGCUGGAUGGUUUAGUCCCUGAACAGUCUCAGCUCUGCAAAAGGAAUCUUGAGCUGAUGCAAAGUGUUGUUAAUGCUGCCAAACAGGCCAAGCUGACAUGCCAAAUGACCUUCUCUGACAUGCGCUGGAACUGCUCUUCAGUAGAGAAUGCACCAAACUUCACCCCUGACUUGAGCAAAGGUACCAGGGAAUCUGCCUUUGUUUAUGCUCUGGCCUCUGCCACUCUCAGCCAUACCAUUGCUCGUGCUUGUGCCUCAGGGGAGCUGCCCACAUGCUCUUGUGGUGCCACCCCAGCUGAGGUGCCCGGAACAGGCUUCCGAUGGGGAGGAUGUGGGGACAACCUCCAUUAUGGCCUUAACAUGGGCUCUGCUUUCGUUGAUGCUCCAAUGAAGUCAAGCAAGUCAGGAGGGACCCAGGCCACUAAAAUGAUUAAUCUACACAACAACGCAGUUGGCAGACAGGUACUUAUGGACUCACUGGAGACAAAGUGCAAGUGCCAUGGUGUGUCUGGAUCUUGCUCAGUGAAGACCUGUUGGAAGGGCCUCCAGGAUCUUCCCCAUAUUGCUAAUGAGCUGAAAUCUAAGUACCUUGGUGCCACCAAAGUCAUUCACAGACAGACUGGCACUCGGAGGCAGCUCGUUCCCAGGGAGCUAGACAUCAGGCCAGUGAGAGAGUCUGAGCUGGUGUACCUGGUUAGUUCCCCUGACUACUGCGCAAAGAAUCCCAAAUUGGGCUCAUAUGGAACACAAGACAGGGUGUGCAACAAGACCUCCGUUGGGAGCGACAGCUGUAACCUAAUGUGCUGCGGGCGCGGAUACAACGCAUACACGGAAACCAUUGUGGAGCGCUGUCAGUGCAAGUACUACUACUGCUGCUAUGUCGUAUGUAAGAAAUGUGAGCGGACAGUGGAGCGGUAUGUCUGCAAGUAAAGACAUAAUGAACUCCACACUGUACACUACUAAAGCACUGACAGCCCUCUAUGGUUCUGCAAACAGUCCUUCCCUGGCAGUGGGAGAGGCAGAGCUGGGACUUUAAACUUCUCUUCUGGAUUAAAGCUAGGGGAAGCCAAAUGCAGCUGGUCUGAUCUGCUUGCCCAUCAAUAUAUGGGCCCAGAGUGGCUUCCAGAAACUCAAGGACCAAGCACGACUGAGCCUUCUGAUAUGGAACUGCCAAGCCAUCCUCUUUAAGCUGAAUCUGGAUUUGUUGCCGGGUCAAGGAACCCAAGUGAUACCUCUGGUGACUGAAAAAAGACUGGUUGACAUGUAAUAAUAUGUAUUUAAUUGGCAUCAACAGACUGAACAUAUUUAUUAAUACACAUGACCCUCCUAUUAUAAUUUGGGGUUAUUCUGUUUCAGGGGCCAGGUUAAGAAGCCAGCAAUGUGACUUGCAACUUUUUUUCAACUUUUUUUUUCUUUUCAAAACAAACGUUAUUAUUGCUAAGUUUGACUGGAACAUAAGGCACAGAAAUUUGAAUCUGAUGUGUGUGUGUGUGUGUGUAAAGGAAUUCAGUGUUCACUUGGUUGACACCAAGGGAAUAUAGGACAUUUUCUAGCUGGUAAAUGUCUGGUCAAAAUAUGGCUGUUGUCCUGACCCAUGUCAUCAUGUUAGUGUUCUGCCAUCCUUUGUUUGGCAUAGAUUUCACUUUCAAAGCAAACAGUUAAUUGAAAACUCAUAUUUAAGGAGGAAGAAAACACCCCAAGCGGCCUCUGAUUUGAAUGGGAAGUGCCUAUCAGGGUAGGGCCCCUAUACAUUCCUGUUGCCCAGCAGUUACUGCACCUGCUUCUCCUGUUGCUACACUGAUGAUGAAGAGCCACAAUGUCUUAUAAUGAACCAAUAUCAUUGUCUCCCCCUGAUGAAAUGGAGUUAACAUAUCUGCCUGUGGAUUAAUGUUUUUAAGAUCUCCAAUCAGUGCUGGGAGUAGUAUAUUUAAUAGAUUCCAUUGAGGACAGUUGGUAACCUGUGUGACUUUUCCCAUAGAGAACAAGGAAAUCUGUUAUCUUCCUGCAACACAUACUGAGCUACACGUCUGUUGUGUGGCAGGGUAUAAAUGUAUUAACUUUCCAAUGUUUGACUUGAAAAAUACCACAAAAAAUUUCAGCUAAAAAACCAAAACCACUUAAUUGUGACUACUGAAAUGUUGCAUAGUAGCCAAAUUAUUUUGUGGUCCAUAUUGAAGAAAAAAUACGUGCCUGUAACAAUGGCUUUUUAAUAGCCCCUAGUGAGAUUUAGCAGAUUUCCCCCUCAUCCUCGCUUCUGACAAGUAGCAGGGGCCACAUUAGCAUUGACACCUCUGCCCUCAAACACACAACAGCAGAGGUGUCAGAUCUUCCUACUGUUCUUCCCUGGAGGCUUUGAAAUGAGAUUUUAGCCACUUGAGCUGUAUUUACAUGUAAAUAAAUCCUAAUCAAGGCAGACAUGGGCGUCCACAGAUAGGGGCAUGGGGGGGGGUGCAGUUGCCCCCACCCAGACUUGCACUUUAUAAUAAAGGGUAUUCUCUUGUUAUAUAUAUAUAUGUAUACAUUUUUUUUGUUUUGUUCUGUUUUGUAUAUGAGCACAUUUCUUGUGAUUACCUUUAAAUAAAUAAAAAAAUAAAU